This is a messenger RNA of Talaromyces stipitatus ATCC 10500, 3624 nucleotides long. Its product is annotated as Chromo domain protein Chp1p, putative. The transcript has 5 exons. Gene Ontology annotation, molecular function: chromatin binding. The record is from RefSeq and is a predicted model, not a curated record. Lineage: Eukaryota; Fungi; Ascomycota; Eurotiomycetes; Eurotiales; Trichocomaceae. Gene Ontology annotation, cellular component: pericentric heterochromatin. Bases 1 to 3624 code for a protein of 1207 amino acids. Gene Ontology annotation, biological process: chromatin organization; negative regulation of transcription by RNA polymerase II.
AUGGCGUCGCCUCCCAGACCUCAAGGGUUGGGCAUACAAACACCAGACCUCAACGAUGUGCCCACUUCGACAGUGGCAGCAGUUGAGCAUGAUGAAGAUGACAUAUCUCUCACCUCAACUGUGGAAAGCGAAUUUCAAGAUGAAUACGAGGUCGAAACCAUUCAUGCACAGGAAAUAAUCAAUGGCCAAAGAAUGUACCUCGUUAAGUGGAAAGGUUACUCGGACUCGCGUUGCACCUGGGAGCCGAGAGAAUCCUUCAACACCAAGGAAAUAUUAAGAGAGUGGAAACACAGGAAACGACAGAUAAGACGAGGUCUGAUACAACCGUUUGACGUUGAAGCAUGGCAGGCUGAAUGUGAAGCUCUUGAAAACGCCCGCCAGGAGCGUAAACGACGGCGAAGAGAGAAACGUGCGAGACUCGGUCUGCCGGCCUCAGAAAAUCAAGAGAGCCAGAACGAGAGUCAAGCAAUUGCCGAACCGACCAAAGAGCCGGAUACGGUGGCCCCUUCCUCAGAAGCGUCUUCUGACGAGGAGCCUCUUAUGGCUCGCAGGAGUCUUGGUCAGAAUAGUCCAUCAAAUUUUGAUAAUACUCAAUCAGGAUCUCCAAAUCAACCUGGCAACAUAGCCAUCAACAACCAACCCAAACCAGCUACAGCGCGACCCCCACCAACAUGCCCUAUCAAGCAGACUGCUCGCCCUACCAAUCAAACAGCUCGCCAAACAGAAAGACCAAGAGCAGCAUCUCCGAAACCUGUCGAUAUCAAAGUUGUGGAUGGCCGUAUUCAAAGAAGAGACCUUGCUAACGUAUUGAAUCGUGCGCGGCAGCAACCCAGUGCUUCAGCGGACAAGAACAAAACGUGGAAGCUAUUUCAGACCACACACCGAUUCGAAAAAGCUUCUCGACAAGACCCCGAACCUAACAGAAAUGAUUUAGAGUUACAAAGUCCUAAGACGUGGUCUCCAUUCCAAAUGUCUUCAUUUCUUAGAAAGCAUCAGGAAAAAGACUCGGAUAAUAGUCUCUUUGUGGAGCAAGAUGAAGUACCUGAGGCUCAACAAACAACCGUGCCUCAAACUCCAAGUGUAUCGACAGAGAGUCCCGUGCUCCCAUCGCAACAAUUAAACGCUGCAGAGCCCUCCCCAGCUAUACCCCCAAGUACCCUACCCGCAGGUACCACGCUGCCAAGCAACAAACCAACCAACAAUUCCGCGCAAGGGGUUAGAGAAGGUCAGACAAAAAAGAAAUCGGAUUAUUUUCCAACUAAAAAUCAACCUUGUUCACGCGUGCUGAACUGGUAUCCAAAUGGAACGCUCUGGGUUGGAAAACGUCAACUGCGCGACCCAACAGAUAUUCUUAUUCGGCUUUCAUAUGGCCCCGAAGCCGUUGAGAUAGGUGAUACCCUCCUCUGCAAUUGCUCGUUCUACGCUCGAGAGAUAAUUUUUCAACUCAAAUACGAUCUCGAGAUCAGGCUUCGCUUCGAAGAGCUUUGCACGUUAGAGCGUUUUCGAUCUUUGUCACGUGAGUUGAAUAAUGAAGUCUUUCUUAAUGGCUUUAUCCGUUCCUAUCCCGACACAAAGCCUGGGUUAGAUGGCCUGGAGAAUUUGUUGCUAGACAAGGACAUUGUCGCAAUAGCAAGAAUCUGCCCUGAUCCUUCCAAACCAGAUUAUGGUUUAACUCUUAUCUGUUAUCCAGCUGCAACUAGAAGUUUUCAGUUUCUUAACAGGCGAAACUAUUGCGCACCAAGCGGUACUCUACGCAUUGCAGGCAUUCGAGGUAUACUCCCGCGUCAUCUACGGGAAGUCGCGCCGGCUAAAAAUGAAUCCAUGACGAGAAAGAUAUCGCAGAGACCAGAACGACAGGGCCGUUAUGAAGAUGCUGGAAAGCCUCAGGUGGAGGGUUUGAACACUUGGCGCUUUCCAUCCCAAGCCAUUCCUUCUACACCUCGAUCUCGGCCCGAUGAUUCGUCAUUAGGAUAUAAAGAGCGUGUCUUGUUAGCCCGUAACUCUCGUUCAGAAGCUCCAGCUAUUUGCGAAGAUCAAGCGCCAGGGGUGCCCCCAAGCGGACAAUCAAAUAUUCUCUCAAAUCCUGUCGCUACUGACCAAGACGAUUCGGCCGACGCACAUUUCGACGCUAUGGACACAUCAUCUGAUUCGACGCCUGAGGCUAAUGAAGAUUCUAUAGAAAUUAUAACAUCACAUGCCCCUGUCUCGAAUGACAUUGACGUCCCAUCACCCGCUCCUUUGACGCUGAACGAGCAGUAUUCGAAUCAGGGUAUUGAAGAAGGUCAGGAUGUCCAUAUGCUUGAUAUCAGCAAUCCAGAAAACAUUAAAGUAGUCUUGGAGAAUUUCUUCCUAACUAACUACAAUAUCACGUACGAUAAUAUCGCCGCUGUCACCAGUCAUGCUACCGUUAAACAGGCAAAUUGCUUCUAUUUAUGGUUUCCGGAAGAUGCAGAUGCGGACUUUCAGGUUUUGGAGCAGUUUCUUGAGAACCAUUUUGCGAUUGUAUUGUCUAAUCGCAAACAAAAUGACUGGGAAAAGUUUACGAAAUCUUCUUCAGGAGUUGCAUUGUUUCACCAUACAUUUCUGCAUUACAGCGAUAUGCCGGGCUUCCAUAAACUCACAAUGGGCUCUUCUUUUAACUUUUGGAACGUUUCUCUUGCCACGGCCAUCCCAAAUAUUGAGCCAAAGACGCAUUUUCAAAGACUCUUCCCUCAAGGAACUGGUUACCUCAUGGCGGAGGAUUUCAUGUUGCAGGAAAGAGACGCAGCGAUCAUGGUUCUAGCUUGGUUUCGGGAGGCUUCUAUAUUAAAGUUUCCGGGCACAAUUAAAAUGAUGUUUCGUCCAAAUGUUUUGCAGUGGUUGGAUUGGAUGUCUGAAGAAGAUCCUCGGUCGAGUGCUGAACUGCUUCCUAGAUUCGCCGUAAUGGCCGUUCUUAUAGGCGACACUGCAUGCUAUGGUGAUUCAUCAAAUUGGCCGGUUGAAGCGCGCGAUCUUGACUGUUUCUAUAACCCAUCCCUUGAAAGUCCCGUUGUAUCGCUGGCCGAAAUGCCCAAGAUUGAGCCUGCAGAUGGUUUCUCAGGACCAGGGACGAACAAAACACAAGAAAUGGAGCAGCAAAAAGACGCAGAUCUUUUAUGCGAAGUAUUUGCGGCCUGGGCUAUUCUCAAUGCAGCGUCUCUGCGAAAGUUUAAUAUCAUCACCCAUAACAAACCGAUGGAUCGCUGGCAGAAGUGGCAACAUAUCGAGAUCAUCCAAGGCGCAAACGACUUCUUCCGAAAAUCCAAUAUCAACAAAGACUAUUACGCAAAAUGGUUAAGUCAGUCGUCAGCAGCAUUGUCACCAUCGAAAGCCGCAGCAGCACUACCAGUCCCAGCGUCAGGGGCAUCUGCAACCACACCAACAAUACCGCAUCCAUCCCUGAAUGACAGAGUAGCUCCAUGGAAUUCGGAUACUCAAAGGAUUCCACACUCCAAAUCACAAUUACCUCCUACACUCGCACCUGCAAAUGCGCGACGACCGUCACUUAAUGAGACAGCGGCGACAUGGAAUUCGGAAGCUCAUAAACUUGCAUCUUUCAACAAGGGGCCGCCUGCAGCAUCUUCGAAUCGUCGGCAGUCCCGGUAG